Messenger RNA from Nematocida parisii ERTm1, 2379 nucleotides. RefSeq lists its product as uncharacterized. Lineage: Eukaryota; Fungi; Microsporidia. The transcript has a single exon. Gene Ontology annotation, cellular component: nucleolus; 90S preribosome. Gene Ontology annotation, molecular function: tRNA binding; 18S rRNA cytidine N-acetyltransferase activity. The record is from RefSeq and is a predicted model, not a curated record. Gene Ontology annotation, biological process: rRNA acetylation involved in maturation of SSU-rRNA. The coding region runs from base 1 to 2370 and encodes 789 amino acids.
AUGACAACUCAUAAAGAAAGAGUCGACAAGAGACUGCUGAGUCUAUUAGAAGAGAGUGUCAAGAACAAGCACCGUUGUAUAAUUGGAGUAUGCGGUAAAGUCAAGGAAGUAGUCCACCAUAUCCACUCAUUACUAUCUAGAUACACUAUUAGACCAAAUGUCUUAUGGGUAUACGAAAAAGAGCUAGAAGCAAAGACGCAUAAAAUAGGCCAGGCAAAGAAAAGAAAGAAUGCCGGGGAGGUGGCACUUUCUAAUUUUGAAUCAUUUAUUGUGAACACUGAGAUAAAUUACGUAUUUCACAAUGAAGCAGAAAAAGUCUUGGGAACAACCACUGACUUCUGCAUCCUCCAAGACUUUACAAAGAUACCUGCUAAUGCACUGGCGAGUGUAGUGGAGAGUGUAAAGGGUGGUGGAGUGAUUCUACUUCCAGUUGAAGAGACGCAGAAUAUAUACACAAAAAGGCUUUACCACUUACUACAGUCAGCAGAUAAUUAUAUGAUACUGGACACUCAGCUGAAUGUACUUAAAGAAUCAACUACUGUUGUAGAAGAGUUAUUAGAGGAUAAAGAGAACAUGCAAAAUAUUCUUGACCAGAAGAUACAGAAAGUAAAAGACUCUGCUAAUAUGCUGAACCCACUGAGUGUGGUAUGUGCAAAUAGUACAGCGGUCUUAAUGAAACAGUGCAGAACACAGGACCAAGCAGAUGCUGUACUAACUCUAACAGAGACCAUAGAUAAAAGGGCACUAAUCGCUAUUACUGCUGACAGAGGAAGGGGAAAGUCUGCAGCACUUGGUCUUUCUGUUGCACAUGCUGUUGUAAAGGGACUGAACGAUAUUUUAAUAUCUGCACCGCACUUAUCAAAUGUUCAGACAUUAUUCCAGUUUAUUAUUGUAGGCCUAACUGCGAACGGGUACAAAGAACAAUUUGAUUUCUUUGUGGAGUACUCUAAAACAGCCAAGAAAUCCAUUGAAAAAAUUUCUAUUUCAAAGACGCAUUAUCAGACCAUUCGGUUUAUGCCACCGCAGAAACUAGUGCACUCACCGUCUAUGCUUGUAGUGGAUGAGGCUGCAGCUGUUCCACUGCCCACACUAAAAGAUAUGCUUGGGAUGUAUCCUACACUUAUUUCAUCUACAACUGCUGGGUAUGAGGGUACUGGAAGGGCACUUUCACUGAAGCUGUUUAAGUCAUUGAACCCAGAAAUUAUCAGGCUGGAAGAGCCAAUUCGGUACAGGCGGCAUGAUCCAGUAGAGUAUUGGCUAAACAAUGCCCUGUCACUGUCACCUGAAAUACCAAAAAUGAUUACGUUCCCAGCACGAGAAAAGUGCAAGGUGUACACGGUUAAUAAAGCACUUUUAUUUUCGGGCCAUGAAGAGACUGAAAAGAUUCUUAGGGCACUGUCCAGCAUACUUCUGUCUGGCCAUUACAAAAACAGUCCAAAUGAUCUGCAGACUCUUGCAGAUGACCAGCACCAUACUUUAGUCACAUUAUUAACAGAGGACGGAAGAGUGCUGGGUUUGGCGCAGUGCGUGAAGGAGGGCAGUAAAUCAGCCCUUAAUGAGACACAGCAGAAAUAUAAUGAAAAGAGAACAGAAAAGGGUAAUUUAAUCCCCUGGUCACUCUCACAGUACUUCCUGGACAUGGAUAUAUUUGAGCAGGUAGGUCUGCGUAUUAUCAGAAUUGCCAUUCACCCAGAUGCACAGUCAAUGGGGUACGGAUCAUAUCUUGUAGAAGAGAUCAUAAGGGCCACAACCGUAAAUACAUGCCAGAGCACAUCAAGCAAGAAUACGAUUCUUUUCUCUGAUCUCGCAAUGGGCAGAAUUGAUUAUAUUGGCGUAUCAUUUGGAGUGACUCAGCGGCUGCUUGAAUUCUGGCUGCGACUAGACAUGAAGGCAGUUUAUUUAAAGCACACCCUCUGCAAGACCACUGGUGAACACUCACUAAUUAUGAUGCGAGCACUGUCUACGAAAGCACAAGAAAAAGUGAACGUAUACCAAAGAGAGUUUACUGAGAGAUUCUUAGAACUUCUUCCUGGAUGUUUUAGCACUGUUUCUACACUCAUUGCUCUGCAAAUAAUUGCUCCAUUCCAGGAGGACAUAGCCGAGUUUGCAGAAUCAAAGAUCCAGCGAAUGCAACAGUUCUCUCGUUGUAAUUUAGAUCUAAGGAUAGUUGCAGACCUUCUCCCUAUGCUGGCAAAGGAAGUCUUAAAGACAAAGAAAUCAACUGUCUCUACAACCCAAAAGAUAAUUUUGCUGGGAAUGGGCUUACAACACAAAACAAUAGAAGAUCUUACAAAGGAGCUGAAAUUACAGCACUCACAAGUGAAAAUGCUAAUUGCUAAGGCAAUGGCUUCUCUCUCCCACUCCGCAUAAAAAUAAAGC